This is a messenger RNA of Lotus japonicus, 2230 nucleotides long. RefSeq lists its product as uncharacterized. The transcript is spliced from 8 exons. Gene Ontology annotation, cellular component: plant-type cell wall; plasmodesma. Gene Ontology annotation, molecular function: peroxidase activity; heme binding. Bases 73 to 2061 code for a protein of 662 amino acids. The record is from RefSeq and is a predicted model, not a curated record. Gene Ontology annotation, biological process: response to oxidative stress; hydrogen peroxide catabolic process. Lineage: Eukaryota; Viridiplantae; Streptophyta; Magnoliopsida; Fabales; Fabaceae.
ACUGUAUUGUUGUCAACCAUCCCAUUCUCUAGUUAACACUCUGCAGAGAAGAAGCAACACAAAUAUUCAAACAUGAAGAUAAAUUCUCCCCUUCUAGCUUGUUUGGCAGUGUUUUGUUUCCUUGGGGUUUGUCAAGGAGGCAGCCUCAGGAAACAAUUCUACAGGAAAUCAUGUUCUCAAGCAGAGCAGAUUGUUAAGACCACAAUCCAGCAACAUGUCUCUUCAAGGCCUGAACUGCCAGCAAAGUUGCUUAGAAUGCAUUUCCAUGAUUGUUUUGUCAGGGGUUGUGAUGGCUCGGUUCUGCUGAACUCCACUGCCGGUAACACUGCAGAGAAGGAUGCCAUUCCUAAUUUGUCUUUGUCUGGUUUUGAUGUCAUAGAUGAGAUAAAAGAAGCAUUGGAGGCAAAGUGUCCCAAAAUUGUAUCUUGUGCUGACAUACUGGCAUUGGCAGCCAGAGAUGCUGUUUCUGUUCAAUUUAAUAAUGAGCCCAAGUGGGAAGUUCUAACCGGCAGAAGAGAUGGCACAGUAUCCAAAAGUAGUGAAGUCCUGACCAAUAUCCCAGCACCUUUCUUCACCUUCACACAGCUCAAACAAAGCUUUGAAAGCAAAAAGCUUACUCUGCACGACAUGGUUGUACUAUCAGGAGGACACACAAUUGGAGUAGGUCAUUGCAACUUGUUCAGCAACAGGCUUUACAACUUCACUGGAAAAGGAGAUCAAGAUCCUUCUUUGAAUCCCACUUAUGCUGAGUUCUUAAAGACCAAGUGCAAAAGCCUCAGUGACACCACCACAACAGUAGACAUGGAUCCUAAUAGUGGUACCACAUUUGACAGUAACUACUACUCCAUCCUUCUCCAGAACAAGGGUAUGUUCCAAUCAGACGCUGCACUUCUAGCAACCAAGCAGUCGAAAAAAAUUGUUAAUGAAUUGGUUGGGCAAAACAAAUUCUUCACAGAGUUUGGUCAGUCAAUGAAGAGGAUGGGAGCCAUUGAGGUCCUCUCAGGCACGGCUGGGGAAAUUAGGACAAAGUGCUCUGUUGUCAACUCUCACUCUGCAGAGAAGAAGCAACACAAAUAUUCAAACAUGAAGAUAAAUUCUCCCCUUCUAGCUUGUUUGGCAGUGUUUUGUUUCCUUGGGGUUUGUCAAGGAGGCAGCCUCAGGAAACAAUUCUACAGGAAAUCAUGUUCUCAAGCAGAGCAGAUUGUUAAGACCACAAUCCAGCAACAUGUCUCUUCAAGGCCUGAACUGCCAGCAAAGUUGCUUAGAAUGCAUUUCCAUGAUUGUUUUGUCAGGGGUUGUGAUGGCUCGGUUCUGCUGAACUCCACUGCCGGUAACACUGCAGAGAAGGAUGCCAUUCCUAAUUUGUCUUUGUCUGGUUUUGAUGUCAUAGAUGAGAUAAAAGAAGCAUUGGAGGCAAAGUGUCCCAAAAUUGUAUCUUGUGCUGACAUACUGGCAUUGGCAGCCAGAGAUGCUGUUUCUGUUCAAUUUAAUAAUGAGCCCAAGUGGGAAGUUCUAACCGGCAGAAGAGAUGGCACAGUAUCCAAAAGUAGUGAAGUCCUGACCAAUAUCCCAGCACCUUUCUUCACCUUCACACAGCUCAAACAAAGCUUUGAAAGCAAAAAGCUUACUCUGCACGACAUGGUUGUACUAUCAGGAGGACACACAAUUGGAGUAGGUCAUUGCAACUUGUUCAGCAACAGGCUUUACAACUUCACUGGAAAAGGAGAUCAAGAUCCUUCUUUGAAUCCCACUUAUGCUGAGUUCUUAAAGACCAAGUGCAAAAGCCUCAGUGACACCACCACAACAGUAGACAUGGAUCCUAAUAGUGGUACCACAUUUGACAGUAACUACUACUCCAUCCUUCUCCAGAACAAGGGUAUGUUCCAAUCAGACGCUGCACUUCUAGCAACCAAGCAGUCGAAAAAAAUUGUUAAUGAAUUGGUUGGGCAAAACAAAUUCUUCACAGAGUUUGGUCAGUCAAUGAAGAGGAUGGGAGCCAUUGAGGUCCUCUCAGGCACGGCUGGGGAAAUUAGGACAAAGUGCUCUGUUGUCAACUCUUAAUUUAAACAGCUGUUCUGUUUUCCAGUUUUAAAUUCCUUAAUUUGUUUCUUAAUUUUCUGUUUUUGUCGCGAAUAAAUGUGGGUUAUGACUUGUGAAACCGUUGUUAUGUUGAAAAUUUGAUUUAUGAUUCAUAUACCUUCAACCUUGAGUUCAAAAUAAGAUUUCUGUC